GUUUCACCUGUACCCAUAGAUGGACAGUUGCUCCCGAAGAGUCGCGUCGAACGUACGUUCUAGCGGGAUUUUUUUUGUUUGAAUUUCAUUUUUUCCGUUCCUUUGGUUCGCUACUGGAGAGCGAAAAAUCAAAGAAAAGAAAAAAAUCGCCAGGAAAAUUACGGUGAAUUUGUGAUGAUGAUGGGUCGGUACCUGCAUUAGUGCAUCGUUGAUGAUAUGCGUAUUCCUCUGUGGGCGACAAGAAGCAGUCAGCCGGUAGCAGAGUAAAUAAAUUAAAAUUUAUGAACCACCGGGCGUGUGCUCGUUCACGAGCGAAUAAAUAAAAUCAAUCUCUGACAAGAGGGGUGGGGACAUUGCCGUACGGAAUCGCAAGGUAAUUCGAGAGCAGCAUCCCACUGGAAGCCUGUAUCGUCAUCGGAGAGCUCUGCUGAGGAGCCUGAGGAGGCAAGCUCUAAUGGCGUGCUUCGCGAAAUUUUUCUCCAGAAAGCACGGUUCGUUUAAUCUACCAGACGUUGGCAAGACAGAUGAUGGCAUUGUGCCCGUUCGAUUGAGUCGGAGAAUCUACGAGCAGGAGUUCAAUCCCAUCGCCAAUGGUACAUCCAGAUCCGUAGGAAAAUUUUCACCGAAAGGUACAGAGCGAGAAUCUGGUUUGGGCAGUUUAGACGAGCGAUUGAAUGUGCCUAACGGAACUCCAUGGGAGGCAAGGCCUGUGUCAGUUCCACAGCCACAAUUCGAACGAAAAACUCCAUUGCCAACCGUGAAAGACCGCAUUAGUGCCAGUUCCCAAGAACCAGACCGGAACGUUAAUCUCGAGCUACUCAAGGAAAUUCAGCAAACUAAAAUACUCCUCCAGCUGGCGCUUGAAUCAAAGCUUCGAGAGCACCCGAACAAUGAUGACCGCCAUCAGCUGGUUAAGCUGGAGAAAGAAAUCAAAGAACUUCAGAACCGUAUCAGCAAAAGUACUAUCGUGCCUGAACCAGUACAGGAAUCAGUUAUCGUUAGACAAAAUGCACAUCCAACCGCUCGGGCUAGUCCACAACCUUCACAUGGUCCGCCCCGUUCGAAUCUCCCGCCACCAAAAUCGUCACUCAGUAGGCAAAUUUCGACGAUCCCAACGCAAGCCUGGGAAGCGAGUGAAACAUCCGAUGACUACGACACGAUACCACCGUCGAAAUCAAAGGUUCAAUCCGUCCCAGAAGUCACCAGCUCCGAAGAAGAAGACGAAGAUGAAGAAAUUCCUGACACUCAGGAUGACACCUCUCAAGAUGAGGAACCAACUCCUCCCAAGUUGCCACCACCGAGAGUACCCUCCAUGGUAGACGACAUGAUAAACCUUUCCGUUCCUUUGAGUAUGGUUAGCAACGAAAUCGAGAAAGCACAGCAAGCACCUCCGGUCCCAUCAGGACCACCACCAAAACGAAUGCCUCCACCAACUCCAGAGAAAGAAGUUACUCUUGGUACUCCGACUCAGAGAGAUUCGGAGGACUCGCUACCUCCACCAAAAAUUGAAGAACUGAACAGCAGUCGCACGGCAGGGAUUCUUAAAAAGGUACGCAAGGAAGGUGUUCUGUCUGACAAAACCGAAGUAAAGGGUUCCCGUGAAAUUGUCAUUCCUAGUCAUCCGAAGCGAACAGAAGACGAACUGUUGAUACGGAAGGCUAUUACGGCUAACGAAUUUCUAAACAACCUGAUGGACGAGGAACGGUUAAAGGCGGUUACGGACGCUAUGAGCCCGAUGGCCUUUCCACCCAACAGCUACAUCAUCAAGGAAGGUGACAUUGGGGCACAUUUCUUCGUAUCGGCAGAUGGAACCUACGAGGUAGUGGCUGAGAACAAGGUCAUCAAGUCUUUCGGACGGGGUGUCGUCUUCGGCGAGUUGGCUAUUCUGUACAAAGCUAAGCGCUUCGCCAGUAUUCGAGUCACUACGGAGGCCAAAGUUUGGAUGCUGGAACGGAAGGUGUUCCAGAAAAUUAUGAUGAAAAGUGGAAGGAAGGAGCGAGAAGAGAAUGUCAAGUUCUUGAGUACGGUGUCCAUAUUGAAGGACCUUCAAACAGAGAAGUUGCACAAAAUAUCGGAUCUGCUGAAAAGGGAGUUCUAUGCAACCGGAUCUACGAUCAUUCAGCAGGGUGAUCCGGGUGAUAAGUUUUAUAUCAUCCGGGGAGGAAGUGUAAAUGUGAUAAAAACCGAUCGGCACGGAGUGGAUAAACUGGUCGGUACUCUGCAGCGGGGAGCAUACUUUGGUGAACAGGCCCUACUUCACGAAGAUCGACGACUGGCCAGUAUUAUUGCAAAUCCCCCUGGAACAGAAUGUUUGACGUUGAAUAGGAUAGCUUUUAAUGAAUUUCUUGGUGGAUUGGAGCAACUGAGGGAGAUAAAGCUGUCGGACGACCUACCCAGAAUUUCCGGUGAUAAAAAUACAUCUUCUGAGUACGACCACAUUCAGCUGCACGAUUUGACCUACAUCGGCACUUUGGGUAUCGGAGGUUUCGGGCGGGUCGAAUUGGUGCGGUACCAAAAGCAGAAAACGUUUGCUCUCAAGUAUCUAAAGAAGAUUGAGAUGGUACGUCAACAGCAACAGGAACAUGCCUACAGCGAAAAGGAUAUCAUGCUGAGCUGCAAUAGCCCGUUUAUCGUGAGAUUGUACAAAACGUAUCGUGAUAAAAAGUAUUUAUACUUCCUCAUGGAAGCCUGCCUGGGAGGCGACGUUUGGACCAUUCUACAGAAGAGUAAACAUUUCGACGAACGGACGGCACGCUUCAUGGCCGGAUGCGUGGUGGAGGCCUUCGAGUACCUGCACAGCCGCAAUAUGAUCUACCGGGACUUGAAACCGGAAAAUCUGAUGCUGGACGAGCAAGGCUACAUCAAAUUGGUGGAUUUCGGUUUCGCAAAGCGCAUCGGUGCCAAUCAAAAAACCUGGACUUUUGCGGGCACUCCCGAAUACGUUUCGCCGGAAAUUAUCCUUAACAAAGGCCACGACAGAGCUGUGGAUUACUGGGCACUGGGCGUUUUCAUCCACGAACUAUUGGUUGGCAAACCACCGUUUCGGGGAAAAAAUCACAUGAAAACCUAUAACGCCAUUCUGCGAGGAAUUGAUAUUAUUGAGCUACCGUCGAGGAUUCCGAAAAAAGCCCAAGUGUUGAUUAAAAGACUUUGUCGACAAAUUCCAGCCGAGAGGCUCGGGUACGGCAAAAACGGAAUUGCCGAUAUUAAAAACCAUCCGUGGUUCUCGGGCUUUGAAUGGCAGCGGUUGAAGGAGCGCACCCUACCGGCUCCUCUGGUGCGCCCAAUCCAAUCCGACACCGAUCUGUCCAACUUCGACGAGUACCCGAAGGAUCAGGACGAGCCACCGGAUGAGACGUCCGGGUGGGACAUCAAUUUUUAACCCACACCUUCAUUAAUACCGACUAAUUAAAAUUGAUUAAUUUAAGCGCAGAUAUAUGUAUGUGUAAUUAUAGUCAUUGUGAUUCAGCGAGCGAACACGUAGCCAUGGUAAGGAUUUUCCACGAGAUUGGCAGAAAGUAAAAAUAACAAUAAAAUACUUUGCGAGUAACGUGAAUCAACUACUGUGGCUUAAUUUUUUGGUGAAAUCAUUUGGAAAAUUUCAUUCAAUUGCGGAAUUUUGAUUAAAAAGAUCUAACUCUCUUAUUUUUAAGUAUAAUACAGUUUUCUUUAAAAAUGA
Molecule: messenger RNA, 3679 nt
Organism: Aedes aegypti (yellow fever mosquito)
Lineage: Eukaryota; Metazoa; Arthropoda; Insecta; Diptera; Culicidae
Product: cGMP-dependent protein kinase 1
Exons: 8
Coding region: 455-3382 (975 amino acids)
Biological process (GO): protein phosphorylation
Molecular function (GO): cGMP-dependent protein kinase activity; ATP binding
Source: RefSeq, a predicted model, not a curated record